This is a messenger RNA of Pisolithus orientalis, 1168 nucleotides long. RefSeq names its product 40S ribosomal protein S6. NCBI's taxonomy places the organism in Eukaryota, Fungi, Basidiomycota, Agaricomycetes, Boletales, Pisolithaceae. The transcript is spliced from 5 exons. Gene Ontology annotation, biological process: translation. The coding region runs from base 1 to 681 and encodes 226 amino acids. Gene Ontology annotation, cellular component: ribosome. Gene Ontology annotation, molecular function: structural constituent of ribosome. The record is from RefSeq and is a predicted model, not a curated record.
AUGAAGCUCAACAUUGCCAACCCCGCGACGGGGCAACAAAAGACAGUCGACAUUGAUGAGGAAAGAAGAUACCGCAUCUUCUACGACAAGAAAAUCGCUCAGGAAGUCGAGGCUGACCCCCUUGGCGACGAAUGGAAAGGUUACAUCCUCCGCAUAACUGGCGGAAACGACAAACAAGGAUUUCCUAUGAAGCAAGGUGUCCUCCUUCCCCACCGUGUCCGUCUCCUUCUUGCCGACGGUCACUCGUGCUACCGCCCUCGCCGUGACGGUGAGCGCAGGCGCAAAUCUGUACGGGGGUGCAUCGUUGGCCCAGAUAUUCGCCGCGACAACGAGUUGCCGGGACUCACGGAUGAUGUGUUGCCCAAGCGUCUGGGUCCUAAGCGUGCAACGAAGAUACGGCGCUUCUUCAAUCUGAGCAAGGAGGACGACGUAAGGAAGUAUGUCAUCCGCCGGGAAGUGAAGAGUAAGAAGAAGGAGAACGCCAAGCCAUACACCAAGGCACCUAAAAUUCAACGACUCGUCACCCCUAUCCGUUUGCAACGCCGCCGUCACCUCCGCGCUCUCAACCGCCGCCGUAUCGACCGCAUAAAAGAACAGAAGGCAGAAUACGACACGUUGGUGCAAAAGCGCGUCGCUGAGAAGAAGGCAAAGGUUGCUGCUGCCAAAGCAUCACACAAGUGAGUUUGGUUCCUUUUUUACUUUGCAACGUGGUUGUCACCGAUCUGACAAUAUGAACAUCGAUGACGAUCGCUGACAACACACCUUGGGAAACCAGGACUGCAACUGCUUAAAUGCAUAAUUCCUCCGAGGCCUGGCUGCAUCCCAACCUACGCUUGCAUUCUUCCUUAGGCUAUGACCAUCCCCUCUCCUUAUGUUGCUUCCCACAUCAAUGUUAUUAGGCUUAGGGUUCAUAUGCCACCAAUGCUACGUCUUCUCACAUGCGGCAUGUUCGGAGAGACUCAUCUGUACGUGUUAGGUAAGAAAUCAUGUUGUUUGAAGUAUGUACACAUUUUCGUUUUGUGCUCGGGAGGGGACAGGCAUGAUAGCCGUUGUAACCUUAGCGUUAGAAGGAACCCGGCCUCGGAAAAUAGAAGCGUAUUCACAUCCGUGCGGUACGCCAGUCCUUUGCUGAACUUGUGAUACGCUGGAUCAGUAGGAGAGCAUAUGG